CAAUGAGUAUAUGGCAGGAGUUCAAGGUGAUAAGGGCUGAGCCAGAAGCCACAGAGCAUAAAGUCCCAGUGCUGCCUCCAGGGAUGAGGCAACGAGGACCCCGACUCCUCUAUCCAGGCUAACCUACGCUUUCUUCAGGGUCACCCUAGAAUCAGAUCUGCUCCCCAGCAUCUUCUGUUUCCUGGUGAGUGUUUCCUGCUACCUUGGAUUUUCCAUGAUGGGCUGGAGCUGCCUUGUGACGGGAGCAGGAGGCUUUCUGGGUCAGAGGAUCAUCCGCCUGUUGGUGGAGGAGAAGGAGCUGAAGGAGAUCAGGGCCUUGGACAAGGCCUUCAGACCAGAACUCAGGGAGGAAUUUUCUAAAAACUUCCCAGCCAGAUCCAGAAAUCCCUCCAAUGACCUGACCUGUGUUCACACAGAGCUCCAGGGCAAGACCAAGCUGACGAUGCUGGAAGGAGACAUUCUGGACGAGUCAUGCCUGAAGAGAGCCUGCCAGGACAUCACGGUCGUCAUCCACACGGCCUCUAUUGUUGAUGUCUUCAGUGUCAUUCACAGAGAGACUAUCAUGAACGUCAACGUGAAAGGUACCCAGCUCCUGUUGGAGGCCUGUGUCCACGCUAGUGUGCCAGUCUUCAUCUACACCAGCACCCUAGAGGUGGCUGGGCCCAACUCCUACAAGGAAGUCAUCCAGAACGGCCACGAAGAACAGCCUCUGGAAAACACAUGGUCUGCUCCCUAUCCCUACAGCAAACAGCUUGCUGAGAAGGCUGUGCUGGAGGCUAAUGGGUGGACUCUCAAAAAUGGUGGCACCUUGUACACUUGUGCCUUAAGACCCAUGUAUAUCUAUGGAGAGGAAGGCCCAUUCCUUUCUGCCACUAUAAAUGAAGGCCUGAACAACAGUGGGAUCCUGCCAAGUGUUGGCAAGUUCUCCACAGUCAACCCGGUAUAUGUUGGCAAUGUGGCCUGGGCACACAUUCUGGCCUUGAGGGCCCUGCGGGACCCCAAGAAGGCCCCAAGUGUCCGAGGACAGUUCUAUUACAUCUCAGAUGACACGCCUCACCAAAGCUACGAUGGCCUUAAUUACACCCUGAGCAAAGAGUUUGGCCUCUACCUUAAUUCCAGCUGGAGCCUUCCUUUACUCCUGAUGUACUGGAUGGGCUUCCUGCUGGAAGUGGUGAGCUUCCUGCUCAGCCCAAUUUACACCUAUCGGCCCCGCUUCAACCGCCACACAGUGACGUUGUCAAAUAGCGUGUUCACCUUCUCUUACAAGAAGGCUCAGCGAGAUCUGUCAUAUAAGCCGCUCUACAGCUGGGAGGAAGCCAGGCAGAAAACCGUGGAGUGGGUUGGUUCCCUUGUGGACCGGCACAAGGAGAUGCUGAAGUCCAAGACUCAGUGAUUUAAGGAUGACGGGGAUGCCCACGUGGGUAUUGUCGGGAGAUGCCGUGAAGCUCCACCCUCCUGGCUUCGCACAGAAGGUGACAAGAGCACACGCCCAGGUCCUGCUGCCUCCUUUCACACAAUGGCCAACUUACUGUCAUCCUUGCAUCAUCAAAACCUGUGCAAUCACUGGCCCAACUGAAAGCUUUCUGUCCUAAUCAUAUACCAGAGGAAAGACAAUGUGAUUUGCUUUUUCCAAAUCUCAGUGGCUGAUUCUGAACAAUUUGGGGUCUCUUUUAACUUGAAGGUCUCUUUUGACUACUAGAGCUCCAUCUCCUCUUUUAAAUGAGAAAGCAUUUCUUUUCUCCUUAAUGUCCUCUUCUUUCACCUAAUUCAACGAAAAGAGCAAUAAAUAAUUUAAUGCUUAA
Sapajus apella (tufted capuchin) is the source of this 1802-nucleotide messenger RNA. Its product is annotated as 3 beta-hydroxysteroid dehydrogenase/Delta 5-->4-isomerase type 1. NCBI's taxonomy places the organism in Eukaryota, Metazoa, Chordata, Mammalia, Primates, Cebidae. The coding region runs from base 215 to 1393 and encodes 392 amino acids. The transcript is spliced from 4 exons. Gene Ontology annotation, molecular function: 3-beta-hydroxy-Delta5-steroid dehydrogenase (NAD+) activity. The record is from RefSeq and is a predicted model, not a curated record. Gene Ontology annotation, biological process: steroid biosynthetic process.